GGGAGAGUGACUGGGAAUCACGUGGACUUGACCGAAACAGUGAGAGAGAGGGGGUCGAGCGUGAGAAUCAUCAUCAGUUCAGAGCAGCCACCGAAACACAGAGAGAUCACCUGGAGAACCCAGAUUUAACACAAACACCCCACACUGGGCAGCAGGAGAAGAGCAUAGAGCAGGCGAAGAGAGGAACCCAUGGCAGAGGAUGGUUUUGCAGGAGGCUGUACGAAAGCAGAGGAGGAGGAGGGGCAGGCGGCGGAGGAAGACCCCCAGUCCUACCACGGCGUGGGUGUGUGCAAGUGGUUCAAUGUUCGCAUGGGUUUCGGAUUCCUGUCCAUGAGCACAAGAGAUGGUGUGCCUUUAGAAACUCCAGUCGACGUGUUUGUUCAUCAGAGUAAACUGCACAUGGAGGGUUUCCGCAGUCUGAAGGAAGGUGAGGCUGUUGAAUUCACCUUCAAGAAGUCCUCCAAGGGUCUCGAGUCUCUGCGGGUGACGGGUCCUGGAGGAGCUCACUGUCUGGGCAGUGAGAGGAGACCCAAAGGGAAGAGUGUCCAGAAACGGCGGGCCAAAGGAGACAGGUGUUAUAAUUGUGGUGGUCUGGACCACCAUGCCAAAGAGUGCAAGUUGCCUCCCCAACCCAAAAGAUGCCAUUUCUGCCAAAGUGUCGCGCACAUGGUCGCCAACUGCCCCGCCAAAACCCAGCAGUCAUCUCCGGGGUCUCAGGAAAAGUCUAGUGGUGUCAAAGAAGAGAAAGCGGAGCACAGUCAUUCCCCACCACCCACCGACUGAGACAGCAGAGGACGGUGGGACCACGCUUGAAAACCAAUCAUAUCACUAUACUGAAAAAAAAAAAUGAAAAAAAAUGCUAAUGCUGCUGUUGGAACUCCCUCAGGUCUAUAGAAGCAACAGAUGAGAAGAAUGUAACUUUUUUUAUUGGUUUAACUCUCAGGAAUAGAGCUGCUCUCAGGAAUUUCAGUACAAUGUUUGGUGUACAGAAGUAGUUAUCUCAUAUCUCACUAAGGGGACGUUUACACGACAAUGAUGGACUAAAAACGGGAAAUGUUUUCCUUUGCGUUUUUUUUUUUUUUUUUUUUAAAGUUGUGAAUUCAAACGUAGUCGAAAUGAUCCCCGGUUACACUAAUCUAGAUAAAAGACUGAAAAUGCUGUAUUAUAUAUACUUUGUAAAGAAACACUAUGCACACAUGCAUUCUUACAUUCUCACGCAUUCCUACAGAUCGAAAACAUGUUAUAAAAUUUCUAAAAAAAAUUACAAAAAAAAUCACGUUUUUGUAGUUUACACAGACACAACAAUGAUAUCGUUUUACAAAAAUGUCCAUUUUCAGUCCUUAUUUUAAUGAAUGGCCAAAACGCAUAAAUUGUUUUCCAUUUUUAGUUGAAAACCUCAUCGUGUAAAUGGCCCCUAGGUGAUUUUUAAAAGUGUUUUCUCUACUGUCUACAGCUUGUCUAGAGUUGAAUAUACUCUUAUUCUUACAGAUUACUGUCUGAUCGAUGCAUUUGAAUGUUUGUUGUAUUUCGUGAUGCUUUUAUGAAAAUGUUUUGGUAGUGUUUUAGGGUGGGUUUGACUUGGGGAUUUGGCAACUGCCAGUUUUGCUCUAGACUCUCCUGAUCACUAGGGACCAAAUGAAUGUUAAACCUGGUUCUCUCAGCCAGCGGCUCAUUUUACACGUGUCCAAAUCUGUCAUUAGUGAUCUGCGGUUAUCUUCAAACAAUAACUCAAUCUAUUAGACAUGAAAGUACAUAAUCAAUCACACUUUUAUCUCUAAACUUCAGUCUACAGUCAAAUCUCGGCUUGGUGUUUGCUAUCUUGUCUUAAAUGCUGCUGAUCUGUGUGUCUGCUAGCAAUAUAUUUUGUUAUUUGUCUUUGACAAUUGGUCUCAGGGGUUUCUUGGAGCAAGAUAGAGAGAAAUAAGUUAUUCUUUUGAACAAAUGUGGCCCAUUCCUACGUCGAUGGUGAAGACAUUGGCUCCUUUCUCUAGCUGCCUGUAUUGAUUGGAAUGUAUUUAACAGCCUUUUACUCCCAUUUUACAGGAGAGCUGAAAGACUUGACAUAUUUAAUAUAUAUACAUAUAUAUAUAUAUAUAUAUAUAUAUACAUACUGCUUAUGAAAACCUUGUAUUAGCAUUUACUCAUAGUAUUUAUUUAUAGCAACGUGUUCUGCAUCUUCUCCACAAUGUAAAAGAGACUCAGGCUCAAGUAUCUCAGAAUUAUUUCCUAAAAUACCUCAGCCGUAAUGUGCCACGAAUCGGUUGACAUUGAUGAUUUGAUUUGUGUGUGUUUGUGUUUUAUUGCAAUGAUUUCGUUACAUCCUGGAUCAUUGUGAUUUCUCUCUGUCUGUGUUGAAGUCUGCACUGCUCUCUGCCUCGUCUUACAGAUUUAUGCUUUAUUUUUCAGUCGCUAUUUGACCUAUAAAUGCCUUUAACUUCAGUGUUGAAUCAUGACUGAACUCAGGAAUGUCAGAUCUCAAGGAGUGUGAGGAAGACACGAUUUGUGACACGAAUUGUAUUCUUUUAUUAUACUUUCAUACCAUUAUAAUCAUUCUAAUAAUUGACUUUUUGAUAUGUGUGGAUCAAACAGGAAUGUAUAUCCUAUCUAGAUAUGUUGUGGUUGCCUCUUACAUAAACUGGAAACAUUUCCGAUAUCUAAUCGAUUCCUUUAUGCAAUAAUAUUUAAGUUCAUGUUUUGUUGUAUUUAAUAAAGAAGGAAUCAUACAAGGUUUCGCACCAUUUAGAUGUGUUCAUGUUCAUGAUGUUUUUGACUAUCCUGUUGAGCUUGGAAAUCACUUUUUGAACAUUUGAAUGUAAUGUGAGGUUUUGCAAUGGUUUUGUCAUCUAAUAAAUUUAGUGGGAUAUAAGAAAAA
This is a messenger RNA of Carassius auratus (goldfish), 2872 nucleotides long. RefSeq names its product protein lin-28 homolog A-like. Gene Ontology annotation, biological process: pre-miRNA processing. Bases 190 to 783 code for a protein of 197 amino acids. Gene Ontology annotation, cellular component: cytoplasm; nucleus. The record is from RefSeq and is a predicted model, not a curated record. NCBI's taxonomy places the organism in Eukaryota, Metazoa, Chordata, Actinopteri, Cypriniformes, Cyprinidae. Gene Ontology annotation, molecular function: zinc ion binding; mRNA binding. The transcript has 4 exons.